AUGGCAGGAAAGCUCGCGACUCUGGCACUGGCCGCCAUUCCGGCUGUAGGCGCCGAGACAAUCCUCGGUGUAUACAUCUUCUCACGCCACGGAGAUCGUACACCUAAGGCUCUUGCCCCAGCCAAUUUGACGUCUUUGGGCCAGGAGCAGGUGUAUUCGUCGGGUAACUACUAUCGUAACAGAUAUGUUUCCUCGGACGCUACCUCGCCCAUCUACAAGCUUAGUGACGACGUCGCUAUUGCUAGUCAGAUGAUCGUUACCUCACAGGUCGACACAGUGCUGCAGAACUCCGCGCAGGCCUUCAUGCAGGGCGUGUACCCGCCCGUUGGUACUCUUUCGACAGAAUCCCUUGCCAACGGGUCCUCCGUUGAGGGAGCGCUGAGUGGAUAUCAGUACAUUCCCAUCAACGCUGUCGCUUCGGCAUCGUCUUCGUCCAAUGCCGAGAACAGCGGCUGGCUCCAGGGCAAUUCUGGGUGCGGUAACGCCGUUGUCAGUUCCAACAACUACUUCAGCUCCAGCGAGUACUUGGACACGUUGGCCAGUUCCCAAGACUUCUAUACCGGUCUGCUGCCCGUCAUCAACUCGACCUUCAGUGAAAGCCAAACCAGCUUCAAGAACGGCUACACUAUCUACGACUACAUUCACGUAGCCACCAUCCACAACUCCAGCAUUCCUUCCGAGGAUUUGCUGACCAACGCCACUCUCGACGAGCUCCUCUGGCUUGCCAACGCACACGAGUGGGGUCUCGCCUACAACGAGACUGAUCAGAUCCGCGCCGUCGCAGGCGCAACCCUGGCUGGCCAGAUCUUGACGCAGCUCAACACCACGCUGACGGGCAAGUCGAAGCAGCCCUUCGCUGCGCAGUUCGGUGCCUACGCAUCAUUCAUGUCCUUUUUCGGCCUCGCGCAGCUGCAGAAGGUGUCCGACGAUUUCACGGGCGUCGUCGACUACGCCUCGACCAUGGUGUUCGAGCUGGUGGCCGACUCGGAUGACGUCUCCUCUUCCUCGUAUCCCGCCGCCUCGGACGUGUCCGUCCGCUUCCUGUUUGCCAACGGCACGGCCGCUCAGAACGAGCCGCAGGCGUACCCGCUGUUCGGCCAAAACGAUACGCUGCUGCCCUGGAGCACGUUCGUCAGCGAGAUGAACAAGUUCGCCAUCGCAGAUACCGAGGACUGGUGCACCGCAUGUGGUAACUCGACAGGUGUGUGCGCGGAGUACGCCAGCAGCUCGAGCAGCGGUAGUGGCGAUGGUGCUUCUACCUCGUCAAGCUCGACCUCCGGAAAUGGCAUGUCGCUGGCUGUCGCUGGUGUCAUUGGUGCCCUGGUGACGCUAGCGGUUAUUCUUGGUAUCGAAGCUUUGGUGUACUUCUUGUCCGGUCUUAGACUGGUCAAGAAGUCCACACUUGCUGCUGCGUCGGCCGCCGGUGGCGCUGGUCAUGUCAAGGCUUGA
This is a messenger RNA of Truncatella angustata, 1449 nucleotides long. RefSeq names its product histidine acid phosphatase-like protein. Bases 1 to 1449 code for a protein of 482 amino acids. The transcript is spliced from 2 exons. NCBI's taxonomy places the organism in Eukaryota, Fungi, Ascomycota, Sordariomycetes, Amphisphaeriales, Sporocadaceae. Gene Ontology annotation, biological process: dephosphorylation. Gene Ontology annotation, molecular function: phosphatase activity. The record is from RefSeq and is a predicted model, not a curated record.